CUUGAUAGAAAAUUUCAAAUAUAAUCAAAAUUAGCUAUAUUUAGUGAUUAAAAAAGUAGAAAAGAAAGAGAUUUACAAAUAACUUAUUCUGCAUAACCCUUAUUGAUUAUGAAGAUAGAUAUAACUAAAGAUUUUAUAAGAGAUGCUAGCGCUCAUUAAACAAAUAAAUAUUAGAAUUAAAUGAAGGAUGAUGAGAUUAGCGUGGCAUUCAACAUAUUUACAAAUGAUAUUGUCUUGAAUAUAGAAAAAGUAUUUCAAACUCUGAAGCAAAAUGAAGAAAAAUAUUUAACUUCUUCUUCUUUUGAAAAAGAUGCCUUGACAGAAUAAGAAAAAGAUGAUUUAGAUAAAAUAGUAAAAGAAUCUAUAGUUACUUUAAAUGGAUCUGUGUCUAGUUUAAACAAAAAUUUAAAAGAGUAAAAAGGAUUUUUAAAGUCAAGAACAACUAAUGAGUAUGCUCACAAAGAAGUUGUCAUCUCUUGUCUUUCUAAGAGAUUAAAAGAUUUAGCUUAAUUCUUUAGCAAAUUUUAAAAAUAUCGUCUUGAUUAGAAAGAGAAACUUUAAAAACUACUAAAUUAAGAAUAAACUAAGUAAAAAAUGUUUAGAAUGAGACCUAAAAGAGAAGAUUUAGAGAAAAAUUCAGAAAAUAAUAAAGAAAAUCACGGAGUAUCAGAACUAGAAUAAGACAAUUAAUUUUUACUUUCUAAAUAUCAUGAUGACGAAUAAAAAAGACAAAAUAUUUUAAAUAACAUUUAAGAAAUAGGUGCUAUGUUAGAUAAUCUUUCUAAAGAAGUUGAAGAAUAAAAAGAAACUACAUAAUAAAUAUUAUAAAAUGCUGAGGACACUUUAAAAUUAAGUGAGCAAGCAAACGUAGGUUUAAGAAAAGCAGUAGAGUAUAGUAAAGAUGUUGGAAAAGCUUGGAGUAUCCUCUUUUUUGGCUUAGGAGUCUUUUUAUUAUUUUAUGACUUCAUUAAAAGCUGAUUUUACUAUUAAAAUGAAAAUAUUAAUUAAUUUAAGUUAUUUAUUGAGUUUGAUUUCUAAAUAUAAACUCUUCUUUGUUCUAGAUAACAAAUUUUAGUUAUUAAAUGCAGUAAAUAAUAAAUAAAUAAGUCUAGAUAAAUUUAUUUGUUUGUUAUAAAAAAUUUAUAUUGAAAAUGGAUUAAUGAUAUUGUUUUGAUAUAUCUUUAUAUUCUUCGUUUAAAGCUAACACUCUGAGAUUAUUCUUAGAUUAUUC
Messenger RNA from Tetrahymena thermophila SB210, 1231 nucleotides. RefSeq names its product transmembrane protein, putative. Gene Ontology annotation, cellular component: membrane; endoplasmic reticulum; SNARE complex. Gene Ontology annotation, biological process: retrograde vesicle-mediated transport, Golgi to endoplasmic reticulum. The record is from RefSeq and is a predicted model, not a curated record. Lineage: Eukaryota; Ciliophora; Oligohymenophorea; Hymenostomatida; Tetrahymenidae. The transcript has 7 exons.